This is a messenger RNA of Oncorhynchus tshawytscha (Chinook salmon), 5822 nucleotides long. RefSeq names its product rho GTPase-activating protein 39. Gene Ontology annotation, biological process: signal transduction. NCBI's taxonomy places the organism in Eukaryota, Metazoa, Chordata, Actinopteri, Salmoniformes, Salmonidae. The transcript is spliced from 10 exons. Gene Ontology annotation, cellular component: cytoskeleton; cytoplasm. Gene Ontology annotation, molecular function: protein binding; GTPase activator activity. The record is from RefSeq and is a predicted model, not a curated record. Bases 138 to 4007 code for a protein of 1289 amino acids.
ACUCCAUAUGAAUUACUACGGGACAACUGUCUCGUGUUCAUACCGUCCAACAAGGUGGGAAAAUUAACAUGAAUAAGUAAACAAGUUACAUUAUAAAUUCAAGACCUGGGCAACGCAAUGCUUACAAUGUGAAAACAAUGUCUGGGAUAAGUCCUGAUUGGGUGGAGAUCCUGGAGCCACGCUCUCGAGAGCACAUGUACCUGAACCUGGCCACCAGCGAAUGCGGAUGGGACCCUCCUUUGGGCACCACCAUUCGUCAGGCCGAUGGUAAACAGUGGUGGGAGCUGUUUGACCCCCAGAGCGGCCGCUUCUACUACUACAAUUCUGUGGAACGGCGGACUAUCUGGCACCGACCCCAGGGGGGUGACAUAGUGCCCCUGUCUCAGCUACAGGCUAUAAAGCACUGUUCUGAGGCCAAGCGAGCCGGGGAGAGCAGAGAGAGGCACCAUGGGGCGGGGAGUACAGGGAGCCAGGGAUGCCGCACCCCUCUUCCAGAGCACCUAGGGGCAGGGAGCCUCGGGAGUACAGGGAGCCAGGGAUGCUGCACCCCUCUUCCAGAGCACCUAGGGGCAGGGAGCCUCGGGAGUACAGGGAGCCAGGGAUGCCGCACCCCUCUUCCAGAGCACCUAGGGGCAGGGAGCCUCGGGAGUACAGGGAGCCAGGGAUGCUUCAUCCCUCUUCCAGAGCACCUAGGGGCAGGGAGCCUCGGGAGUACAGGGAGCCAGGGAUGCCGCACCCCUCUUCCAGAGCACCUAGGGGCAGGGAGCCUCAGGAGUACAGGGAGCCAGGGAUGCUUCAUCCCUCUUCCAGAGCACCUAGGGGCAGGGAGCCUCGGGAGUACAGGGAGCCAGGGAUGCCGCACCCCUCUUCCAGAGCACCUAGGGGCAGGGAGCCUCAGGAGUACAGGGAGCCAGGGAUGCUUCAUCCCUCUUCCAGAGCACCUAGGGGCAGGGAGCCUUGGGAGUACAAGGAGCCAGGGAUGCCGCACCCCUCUUCCAGAGCACCUAGGGGCAGGGAGCCUCGGGAGUACAGGGAGCCAGGGAUGCCGCACCCCUCUUCCAGAGCACCAUAGGGCAGGGAGCCUGGGGCACCGCACUUCUCUCCCAGAGCAGGAGAACUCCGUCCCCAAAACCCCUGAGACCCACAGCGAGAGUGAGACCACGGACAUAGGACCAGCUCAGGGAGGCAGCAGCUCGGACGGAACCGAGGAGUCACUGAAGGAGCUCUCUCAGAGAUGGCAGCCUUCCCCAGUGUCUAAGGCAGCCAUAUUGGUCAACGUGAACAGUGUCAGUCGGAUCCAGCCUGGAGGCCCAUCUAGCCCGGCCCUGCAACUCCAUCACCAUAACACACACACCAAGCCCAGUGGCCACCAGACCUUCACCCUCCUCCCCCUCAGCAGCAAGCCCCCGUGGGCCCACUCCUGCAUUGCCCAGCGCUACAAGACCGCUCCCUCUGGCAAGAUGGCCGCCGAUGCCCACCACCUAAGGAAGACGGGCAAUGGAAGCUUCUAUCUGGUGUCCUCUGACCCUCCCCAAACCCCAGGCAAUCUCAGGUCCCAGCUCAGCACCCCCAGGUCAGUGUCACCCCAGUAUGCCUCCACAUUUCCCCUCUACGAUGACGAGGGAUCACAGUGUCCCAUCUAUGAUGAGCCUCCUGCGGACAUGGAGGUGGAGGGGGCUAACCUCCAUAAUGGGCCUGGUGGUCUGUCCCGCCUCACCCCCACACACAGCCUGCAGAAGCUCAGGUUCCUCCAGCACCCUGGCUCCUCUCACUCAAUCUCUAGGCACAAGAGGAACCCCUCUGACUACAGUCCUGCUGGCCUGGAGGGCAUCAGGCACAUGGUCAAUGUGGACCCCAAACAGGCCCUUCUGUCCACCUCCGCUGGCCUCAACCUCACCCCCACCCCACGGCCGGACCCCCUCUUGGCCCAGCCCCAGAGGGAGUCAGGGAUCCCAGUGAUGCCAGGUAUCCUGGAGAAGAAGCAGACAUGGCGGGCCCUGGAGGCCAGUGUGUUGAGGGCGAUGGAGGCUCGCCACAACAGGCAGAGCAGCCAGGACUUCCACACACCUCCAAGGCCCCGGACCACCAUCACCUACCAGGACUCUGGCUACUCCACUGGGCCCUCACCCAGCCUGAGGAGGAAGAGCCGGCGGAGGGUGGGGGCCGGGGGGAGACCAGGCUCAGUGGGCAGCAGCGGGGACCUGUGUGCCCUCAACGAGAAGGUGAUGUUGGAGAUGAGGGAGGUGGUGAGCCGCUCCAACACCAUGAGGGAGAUGAAGGCUGGAGACCUGGGGGCGCGAGAAGACGUCCACUCCGCCAGCCGUUUGCUGAGCAGGGUAGGUAAUCAUAGCAUCCCGGCCCUGGCGCCGCUGGAGAUGACAGGAAGGCAGAAGAGGACCUAUGAGAAGGUGGACAGCCUGAAGAAGAGCAUCACCAGCCAAGCCAGCCUCUCCUCACCAGAUACCCCCGGACCCCCCUUACAGGUGGGGACCAUGGAACUGAAGGCUCAGUUGGACAGCAGGAAGAAAGGUACGGUAGAUGGACAAACAGGCUCACUGGGCCCCCACCACCAACUCUCCAUCUCCCGUGACAACAGAGAGGGAGGAGGAAUAGGAGGCUCCUACCACCAGCUCUCUUACGCCAGACUGCGCCAGCCCCCGACCACAGACACCUCAGGCAUGGCGGACUGGGCCAGCAAGCACCUGAACAUGCACACCCAGGGCCUGUUCCGCCGCCGUGUCUCCAUCGCCAACAUGCUCUCCUGGAACCGCGGCUCCAUCAAGAAGCCCAUGCUGGUGACCAGCGACCGCGCUGUGAGGAAGGAGGCCUGUGAGAUGUUCAAGCUGGUCCAGGCCUACAUGGGAGACAGACCCUCCCGCCUAGACCGCCGCCACACUGCCCUGCUCAUCAUCACUAAGUGCUGGGGCACGCAGGGCCUUAGGGACGAGCUGUAUGUGCAGCUGGUGAGGCAGACCACGGGCAACACCAGCCCAAGGAGCCUGGCUGCAGGCUGGGAGCUGAUGGCCGUCAGCCUGGCCUUCUUUGCCCCCUCGCCCAAGUUCCGCUGCUACCUGGAGGGAUACAUCCAGAGGCACUCGGAUCCGAACAGCGACAAGAAACAGGGUGGGUCGUAUUUCCCUGAUUCCUCCGUCACUCUGUCUAUGGGUGUCAUUAACAGCAUGACAGUGACUCAGUUCACACUAGAGCAGCAAGACAUGAAACUGAAGAAGAACUCAAAGUCCAGAAAGAAACGGAAACAGAAUACAGAUGAAGAAGGUCUACCUAUCAGCUCGUACGCAAAGUUCUGCUAUCGCAAACUACAGAAAGUGGCCGUAACUGGAGGCAAAAAGGGUCUACGUAAGCCCACUCUGGAGGAGAUUGACCACAGCAGACGGGCCAUCGUGACCCCCUCCCUGUUUGGCAGCUCCCUGGACGAGGUGAUGGAGCGCCAGAGUGAACUCUUCCCAGACAGGAAGCUACCCUGGGUACAGGUGCAGCUCUCCCAAUACGUCCUGGCACUGGGAGGGGCCCAGACCGAAGGCAUCUUCAGGGUGCCAGGAGAUAUCGAUGAAGUCAACGCACUUAAGCUUCAGGUCGACCAAUGGAGGAUCCCAGAAAACCGUUCAGACCCCAACGUACCUGCCUCCCUUAUGAAGCUUUGGUAUCGUGAGUUGGAGGAGCCUCUCAUCCCCAUGGCCUUCUACAAGCAGUGUGUCAGUAACUAUGAUGACCCUGUAGCAGCUGUCAAUGUUGUCCAGUGCCUGCCUGAGCUCAACAGACUGGUGCUGUGCUACUUCAUCCACUUCCUGCAGGUGUUUGCUCAGCCUGGCAAUGUGUCUGUUACUAAGAUGGAUGUCAAUAACCUUGCCAUGGUGAUGGCCCCAAACUGCCUCCGCUGCCAGUCUGAUGAUCCACUAGUCAUCUUUGAGAACACACGCAAGGAGAUGUCCUUCCUGCGCAUGCUCAUCGUUCACCUGGACACCACUUUCAUUGAGGGUGUUGUAUAGACUGACUCCUGCCUUCCCUGACAUCACAUGCCCCAUGGUCACAGAGAGAUUCACUCUGUUUUUCUGUAUGAUGCCUGCCCCACUCCAUUGACUGGUCUGAAAGCGCGAAGCAGCAACACAUGCACUGGAAAAUCAUACUAUAUGUUAUGAAUUUGUUGUGCUUAAUAUCCUGGAGUGUAUCUUUAAUACUGUCACUUGACAUUGGACCCGCCCUCUGUUCUACUGGCUGGCUGCAGAACAAUACAUACUGUAUGUGCUGACUGCAGAGGAGAUAUUGUGCUCUUUGAUGGAAACCCCACAAUGAUGACACUCAAAAAGACUACAAAUGACUUCACAUCAUAGGUACUGGUUUUUAUCCAGUUCGUUUUGAUGAUUUUUUAACUGCAUGUCAAAUCUAAAUGUCCUUAUGACUGAAUGUGAAGUGCUAUUGUUUCACUGGAUAUGUGGGCUGUGCAUAAGGAGUUUCAUAUAGUUUGUAUUGGACUUUGUCGUCAGGAAACAGGGCAACUGACAAACAGACCCGGGGUCCCUGCCUUAUUUAUAUCUACAUAGAAAUCAUGUUGAUAUUUGGCCUCUUUUGUCGGGCUGUGUGUGUGUUUUUGGGUGCGUGUGUGUGUGAUGAUGGGGAAAAUAUAUUUAAAAUGUCUCAUUGGAAAUAAGCUUGCCUGUGGUGUUUUAGUAGUUGUAUUAACAAAAGCAUGUUGAUACUUUUAUCUGAAGCGGCAGAGUACCACCACAGCUAUUUUAAUAUACUGUACAGUCAGAGCCUACGUGUCAAAGUACAAACUGUAAGAAAUAAGACCAUGUGUUUUGGAGCUUAUGUAAAAUGCCCUUUUUUAGUGGUCUGUGGAGAGAGUGUUCUGCACUAAAAACCUUCUGGUGUUAAACUGCUGAGGAAGGAGGUUGUAAAUGUAUACUGUCUGGUACAUGUAUGUGUUGUACUGUACUGUGUAUAUGGGAGAUAUAUUCAAGGCGAUAAAACAAUAUCUCAUUGAAAAGAGGCAUAAACAAAUGUAUAAAGUACUACUGUCACAUUUUCUUUGUGGUCUAUAGAUCUUUUGGCUCAGGUGUUCUGUUACAACAGUUUUAGUGAUAACUGCUCUCUGCUUCCCGGUCUACCUGAAAGUCAGAUUUUUACGUGCUCCAAAACUAUAGAUGGGGCACUCUGGUGAUGCAGAUAAGACUGUCCCUGAAGGCUUUGCUCAUGUAAAUAAUGCUUGUAAAUAGUAAAAUCUAUGGGUGUAUUUUUUUAAAUGAUCCAGGGUAAAGGUGAAUAUUUCUGUUGCGAUAGAGAAAAAAAACAGGUGUUUUUGUUGGUUUUUUAAUUACUGCUCAUUUCCUUGCUGUAAACUUGCCUUUGAAAAUAGUACUGAUUCAACCACUCUAUGGAAGGAUUGUUCAUGAAAAAUAAAGGUUUGUUUCUUUGUAGAACGGUUAUCAUUGAUUUACUUGAUUAAGUGUAUAACAAAGUUCUCUAUUAUUGGUAGAGGGUAUUGCCCCAUGGUACUCCCUACAUUCAUGUCUGGUCCAAAUGUCUUAUGUCUUUGUUCUGUUUGAGUAUUGUCAUGAGCAUGGUCCUCUGUUCUUUAUGGUUGUCAUGUCAUUGUCCUAGAAUGAAAAAAAACAUGUUUUUUUACAUAAUGUAGAGCAGAAGUUGCAGAAAAUGAAAUUAACAAUAUGAUUGGGAUAAAAACCAUGUCUCUAAAUAAAGAACAUUUUGCCUGGAAUAAAAAAGAGCACUAUUCAAGAAAUAAUAGCAUGAUAAAUGUCCUGAGUGAUAAGAUGUCAAAUAGCCUAGCCUACUAUUGAUGUCAA